Patiria miniata (bat star) is the source of this 2672-nucleotide messenger RNA. Its product is annotated as formin-like protein 20. Lineage: Eukaryota; Metazoa; Echinodermata; Asteroidea; Valvatida; Asterinidae. The coding region runs from base 281 to 2584 and encodes 767 amino acids. The record is from RefSeq and is a predicted model, not a curated record. The transcript has 6 exons.
UGGGUGGUUGGAAUUAUUUUUUUACUCACUUACUUCCGGGUACGUUUUCCUGAUCCUGUCUGUAAUUCAUGACAGUUACGACAUCAUGCAUCGCGUGAGGUGGGCUUGGACGAGUGCCGUAGAAAUAUGACAUUGCUUCCUGGUUUUGGCAUUGAAACACAUUCUAAAUGAUGAACGGAGAAUGAAGUUGUAGUUUAGAAGGCGUCAACAAAGUUACAAAACAUGGUUGGCUAGACAAAGUUGUCAAAUUACGGGCCUAAUUAAACAGCACUUCGACAAAAUGGCGUUUUCGUUUAGUGCAAUGGCUUUCAAGUUCUUUUGUAUUGUGUACCUGUCAGCGGCAUUGGCAUUGCAGACCACAUCGGCAGAGGAAAACUGUUAUGAUUUUGACAUAUGUCAAACCACAACGCCCACAGCUCCGACAUCAGCACCCACCACUUUGAGCAUGACAGCAAAUGAAACAAUGCCACCAACCACCGACAGAACCACGGUAGCACUUUUAACGACAAACAAUGGCACUGAUGUAAAUGCCACCACCGUGAACAUUAUGCCGCGGUCAUCUACCCCAUCAGCCCCCAUGGGACAUUGCUGCAAGUGUCACAGCAAGUUUUGCAAGAAAUGUUUCGGGCCCGGGGAAAAGGAGUGUACGCAGUGCGGGGUCGAAUACAUAAUGGACGAAUCUGAGGGAAAGCAGAAAUGUUUGCCCUGCAACACGGCCUGCUACAACGCCUGCAUACACAUGGCCGACAUAUGUGGCUGCAUGCAUAGUCAACGUAAUUGUCAGUUCUGUCCCGCGAAGAAUAAUACACAGAAACACGGCAGUUGCAGAGAAAAGACCCUUUUGGAAAUUCUCACAAUCGGAGGAGUGGUUGGCAUAGGUUGUGGGGUGGUUUUGAUCGUCGUUGUCAUCGUCGUCCUCUGUUGUCAUUUCUGUCGGAAGAGACCGCCGAAACCUGUGAAGAAAGAUUAUAGAAGUCCUGAUACGUUUGUGCAGCUGGAGCCGCGCCGACCGUUCGCGGACCUCAAGGCAUCCGAUGAAGAACAUAACGUGGCUUUUGAAAAUCAGCAGAAUGUUGAUGAUGAUGUAUACGGGAACGUGGACAACCACGGUAAUAUAAUGAUGUACGACAGGCCCGAGCACGAGGAACGGUCGCCUAGUAGGAUUGCACCAGCGCCACCUGUACCCGUUGAUGUCCAUUCGGAACCAGACUUUGGUGAUGUGUACGAGAAUACAGUCGUUGGGGAGCCCGCAGCCAGACCACCCAUGCCGCCACCGAAACCAUCCCCUGAGGUGCCGAGCGACUUUGGCGGGAUGUACGGAAACACCGAGAUUCCGUCGGUAGGUGCCGCCAAGUUUCAGCUGAAAAAGAUUACGGACGAAGAACCGAAAUUGCCGCCUUUGCCGCAGAAACUUGUGCAAGAGCCUCCUCAGCCCCCGUCCGUACCCACGAGGCCUUGGGAUUUUGCACCAAAUCGCGACGACUUGCCCACACGGCCGAUAAGUCCGCCUCAGCGCUCCGACUCCGAGCAGGAGGACUUGCCAAUGCGCGCUCCACCCCCACCGCCGACCAAAUUUAGCUCCCUCAGGACCGACGUUAUGCCACCUAGAAUGGCCCUUCCCACACCGAGCACGAAGUCCGCCAGUCUUCCACCCCAUCCAGUUCUAGGCCCCACCUUCCAAGGGGCUCCGGUCCCCCUGCCCAAGACACCGAUCAAGAAGCAGAAGAAGAAGCCACUUACUCCUAAAAAGAUAGUUCGUCAGAUUGAUGAUGACAGCAUUAGAGAGGAUGUUGAAAUUGGGCCAGCGCCGGCCCGGCCCGAUGAGGACUACGGUGGUGACUACGAAGUGACAAUUCCCCAGCCGCAGCAAGAUUUCGGUAUGACGUACGAAGUCGUGCAACCCAGCGCUGCGGCUUCAAUCCCUCAACAGGACUACGGUAUGUCGUACGAACUUGUGGAACCGCCCCCCGCCCCGCCCCCAAAGGAUUAUGGCGAUACGUACGAGCCCGUUGAGGCCCCAGAGGCGGAGCAAGACUACGACGGGGAAGACUACGGCGGGAACUACGAAUUCGUGUCCGCCCCGCCACCGCAAAAACCCAGAGUAGAUAUAAGCCAACGCAAGCCAAUGGCACUCCCUAGUCCUACCAAACCGCAUGCCCCGCCCACAAAGAGGAAGCCUUCCCGGGGCGAAGUCUACGUUGAUCCCGAUAGGCCAAACCAGAAAGGUUGGGGUCAAGCUGCUCAGAACAACAAUUCCGAGACGUCCGCCGAGCCAGACUUCGGAGGUGAGUACAGAAACCUUGAAAGCCCUGCAGAUGCCGGCCGGACGCACAAGCCGACCACUCGCCCCCCACCGGCGCUCCCCAAGAAACAACCAAUCGCGGCGAAGCCAGAAAGUGUCUAUCAGCAGGCACUCCAGUUGAGUGAUGAUGACGCGCCAGCCAGACUGUUUCAAGAGGAGGAAGAUAGCAUUUAUCAGAACAAGGAUUGCGUCGGGCCGGCGAGCAGGUACCGAAACGUCGCUCAGAAGCCAACUGACAGUUCUGUAAUAUCAGGCAGCUAUAUAAAAAUGCAAAGAAAGUAGUUUGACCAAAACAAAAUUGCAGUGUUGUAGGCAAUUUACUUGUGAUGGAUCGAUCACAGGUCAUGUCAAGUCCAUCACAAUUCCAUCA